UGGGAGGCCGUUGAAACGGUGUGAACUUAGAAAACAUUCCAGUAAUGUGUUUACAAUGUGAUUUUUAAACGUUUUUCGUGUAACUGACUGGAAUUUAUUUGGAAUUUUAUUGCUGGUGUUUUAUUUUUGUCGCGUGGAUUACAAGUGCCGAUAUGGUGAAAUCGGAAGAAGUUCGGGACCGUCAAAAACUCGCAAACUUGAUAACUCAGUGGAACUUAGAUCAUUACGAUCUUUUUGAAUUAAGUCCGCCAAAUGAGAACCUCGAAUUCCAUGGGGUGGUGAGGUUUUACUUCCAGGACGAGGACCACAAUGUUGUCACAAAGUGUAUCCGCGUGUCAAGCACGGCGACCACACGAGAGGUCACCAACGUCCUCGUGGAGAAGUUCCGCCCAGACAUGCGCAUGCUCACAACCAACAGAUAUAAUCUGUUUGAGGUCCACAUAAAUGGGGAGGAGCGUAAGUUGCUGGAUGAUGAGCGUGUGCUGUAUGUGCAGCUCAACUGGGGCAAGGAUGUUCGUGAAGGACGCUUUCUCCUCCGCAGAGAGGGUGCCUCCGCUGCGCCUGAGAAGGAAACUGCACAAAACUUCAAGAGAAAACUUUCAAAACGAGAGAAAAAGGAAAAGAAGAAAGCUGAUAAAGAGCGCCGAAUGAACAAAGAAAAUGUGGAUGACAAGGGCAGUGGUGUGGCCAAGCAGUUGUACGACGAUGCCCCUGAGACAAGCUUCACAAGGAGUAUUUCCAACCCAGAGGCAGUGAUGAGGCGACGACGACAGCAGAAACUGGAGAAAAAGCUGCAACAGUUCCACGGUCAAAAUGGACAAGGAGGGACAUUGAAGAUCUAUGGUGAGACAUUGAAGCCUGACAUCCCCUACAAGACUCUGCUGCUGUCCACCGCAGAUACUGUGCAGCAUGUUAUCAAGGAGGCAAUGGAGAAAUAUGGAGUCGACACAGAGGAUACCACACAGUUUGUACUUGUGGAGGUGUUAGUACCCCCAGGGGAGCGCGAGUACCAUGGAGGCAGGAUGGGGGAGGAGAGGGUGAUGGAUGAUGAUGAAUGUCCUCUCGCAAUCGCAAUGCAGCAUCCACCCAGCAGAGGUAUGCUGAUGUUCCAACUGAAGAGGAAGAAUGCCGACAUGAUCAAACCAAAGUACAAACGGCAGCGCGCUGUGUCACACGAGGACCUGCGGUCGUCACGGGAACCAACAGCAUCACAGACCCCGCCCAAUAAACUGCCCUUCCUUGUGGAACUUAACCCUGAUGGUACAGAGAACCUGAAGGGACAUGUUCACCGCCUGCAUCUGGACGUGACGGAGGUGGGACGGGAGAAAUCUGCCUCCCCUAAUGGACAGUAUCUGCAGUUGACGGGGCCAAAUAUCCAGCCGCGACACUGUGUGAUUGCCCACACUGGUGGGAUUGUGACGGUCACGCCCAAGACCCAGGGUGCAGAGACGUAUGUGAACAAUGUAAGAGUAUCAGAGACCACCCUCCUGCAGCACGGCAUGACUGUCCGGUUCGGCAAACACCACGCAUUCAGGUUCUUCGAUCCUGCGUGGGAAGAGAAUCAGCGUAAGGGACCAGUACCCCAAGAGAUGGCCCAGAUGUCAAGGCAGGGAGCCCCAGGGCCUGGAUUCCCCCACCCACGAGGAGCGCCCCAGGAGACAAACUUUGAUACGGAUGGGCGGGUGGAGACAGUGAUGGAUCAGGCCCGGGGCGGCCCCAUCCCCCAGAGGCAGGAGAGCAGACAGAGUGGGCACAGUAGUGUCCCUGGGAGCCAUGAGGAACACUCUCGUGGGUCGCCACAUGACGCUCACCUUGAUGGACCUGGUAGCAAGUUUGAAGAUGCUCUACCAGCAUCUCUUGAAUUCAAGGAUGAGAAAGAGAAUGAUUUCUUGAGCACUGUAAUCUUAGACACGAAUGCGUCUGCAACACAGUUCAAGCUGUCCCCCACGUACACACUGUACCUGGCAGUGAGAUUUCGCUUGUCAAGUGUGUACAGACCUGAAUUAACUCCCCACGACAGGGCACACAAACUUACUUCGGUCGUCAAUAAGAUUUCACAGAUGGUCCAUCAGGCAAUACAGAUGUUCUCACAGGACAAUCGUGACAACCCGGCAUCGCUAGCGUUCUGGAUGGCGAAUGCCUCAGAGGUUCUUCACUUCUUCAAGCAGGACCGGGACGUUCAUCCUUUCAGCCAAGAUUCACAGGAGAUGCUAGCCGAGGCGGUACAGAUGGCGUUCCAUCACCUGGUGCGUUGCCUACAGUACGACCUCCAAAGGACUCUUCCAGCAUUCCUUGAUGAGAACGAUGAUGACGGGGAAAUUGGUGAGGGACCCUCUAAUGAUAGGAGCAGAUACAAUAGGAACAAACCAACAAUGAUGGACAUUCUAGACACACUGUCAUCAGCCAUGAACCUGCUUCGUCGUUGCCGUGUGAACGCUGCCCUCACCAUCCAGCUGUUCUCCCAACUCUUCCAUUUCAUCAACAUGUGGGUGUUCAACAUUCUUGUCACAGAGAAAAGGCUCCAGCUGUGCACUAGAGUCUGGGGUAUACGACUCAAGAGGCGCCUGGGGCGGGUUGAGGCUUGGGCCGAGAAACAGGGCCUUGAGCUUGCUGCUGACUGCCACCUCUGUAGGAUUAUACAGGCUGCCCAUCUGUUACAAGCCCCCAAAAGCAGCCCAGACGACAUAGCCAACAUCAGCUCAACAUGCUUUAAGCUGAACUCUCUCCAGCUACGGGAACUGCUCGAACGCUACAUGCCAGAGCCCAUGGAGCCCCCGAUCCCACACAACCUGAUCGACCGGGUGGUGAGUGUAGCGGAGAACAUGGCAGACGACCUGAUACGCUCGGACGGCCGUGUCGUGCAACUUGAGGAAGAUCAGGAUCUACAGCUGCCCUUCCUGCUUCCGGAGGACGGAUACUCCUGCGACACAAUCAAAGGAGUUCCAAAUGGUCUGGCAGAUUUUAUUGAACCGUUGACUCGGCAGGGACUAUGCAGGAUGGCUCUACAGCCACAUGCCAAUUUGUGGACUGUGUACAUGUCUGAUGACGAGCCCUCUCAGAUUAUAGAGGAUAGCCUCCGUGAAAAGGGGCGUACCCCGGAGCACCCACGAGCCGACCCCAGGGGUGGGGCUGGGCCAGGAACCCCCGGUGGCAGGGAACCAGAGGUCGUUGUGGUGUCCUUCCCCAAGGUCAAGGGCAGCAUGGGGCUCAGCAUCGUUGCUGCCAAGGGUGACGGGCAGAGAGAGAAGGGCAUCUACAUCAAGUCUGUUGUGCCCGAGGGAGCAGCUGCUAUUGAUGGUCGACUGCAGGCCGGGGACCAACUACUAGAGGUUGAUGGGAAGAGUCUUGUUGGGCUCACGCAAGAAAAGGCUGCUGAAUUGAUGACAAAGACUGGUCAGACAGUGAAUCUGAAGGUCGCAAAGCAAGGUGCCAUCUACCACGGCCUCGCCCAGCUCCUUUCGCAACCAUCUCCCAUCAUGCCCAGAGCCUCCCCUCAGAAGGGCCCCAUGACCCCCAACAAGCAGCGUCCUGGUGAGGAUGGCCCACCCCCGUACAAUGGAAUGCCCGAGCCUGACCGCCGGCCGGGCAUGCACAAGUCAGACUCCCGCACCCUACCCCGGGACUUUAGGGGCCAGGGACUGCGAGGGCCUGAUAGUCGAUCCUCCCCAGCUCUUAACAGUGACCAGCCAAUGUCAGCUGCAGAACGAUUGCGCUUGCCUUCAGCUGGCAAUCUCCGUGACAACACUGGGCAGUUAAUGCAACAGAACCCAACCUCCCAUCACUACAACCCCCGUCACCGUGCCAACCGUGACAUGAUGGACAAGUCUAAGUCCAUUCCUAACCUUCACAUGGACAAUUCCAUGGACGGGCGCAUGGCCCAGGGAUCCAUGCGGCCAGCGCAUAGUGUUAGUGCCUUACAACAACAGCAACAACAACAGCGAGUACCAAACCCCCAUCAUGCAGACUACUACAAUCAGCCCCACUCCCUGGACGACUCUCGUAGCCAUGACUACGAGAACCAGCCUGUGAGACAGCCUGAGCCUGGUCGAGGGUACCCGGUCAAUGGUCAACCCUCGCCUGCCGGUCAGUUCCGCCCGCCCGGUCAGCCUUCCCCUGUCACUCGGCCGCCCCAGACACAGAACUUCGAGAGGCCCCAGUCACAGUUUUUCCCAAACCAAGAACGACCAGAGUUCCAGAAUGGUCGACCCAAGUCAGAGGAGAUAAACCCUGAACGUCUGCGGAACUUGCAAGAUAUGGACCGCAGUCAGGGCUCUCCACAUGAUAGCUUUGAAAACCGAACUCCUAACUAUAGCAAUAUUAGACAACAGCCAAAUUAUGCAAAUCAGGGAGAUAUUAGAAAAAUGGACGUAACUAAUCCGCCUAAACAACCAAAUUUAUAUGAGAAUGCAUAUCCAAGACAGCCGGAGGUGGGGCAGUCCUUCCAGCAGGUAAAACCGAGACCGCUGAGUGAAGUAGACAAGAGUCGUCCACCGACAGCCCCUAAACCAACAAAGUCACUUCCUAAUGUGCAACCUGUGGUUGAAAUGUCAAAAUCUGAAAUAGACAAUAGAAUGAAUCAGCCAAAUUUCUAUGGCCAACAGAAGCCAAUGUAUCCUAGCACUUCCUCACCAAACUACAACACAUCACCCAGUUCACAUUAUCAGAACACAAGCUUCAUAGAAGGCAGAGGUGAUAUAAGCUCAAAGAUGUCACCUAGUCAUAUGGACUACAUGAACAAGAAUCCUGACGAUAUGGCCCCCGAAUUGCCUCCCCCACCCAGCAUGGAAGAGCUUCAUGACGAAGAGUUGCCACCAUUGCCACCACCCCCAGUCACUGACUACAGACUGGAACAGAAGAUUCGUGAGGAACAAAACCGUAUGAUGCAAAUGCAGCAGCAACAACAGCAGCUUUCGGAUCCCAGCUACAGCAACCUGCCCCCACAGAGCAGCCGGAACCAGUCUUUUGUUGGGAACCAGUCACUUCCAGUUGGCUACCAGCCUCCCCCCGCCCCACACGGGUACCAGCCUGUCAUGUCACCUGGGUACCAGCCAGUACAGCCACAGUCACUGCCUGUUCAGCCAUUGGGAUAUAAUGCAAGUCAUGACUAUCAGAAUAUCAACUACCCAAACAGAAGUGGCGAGCACAGUCCGAGCACUCAACAGAAUAUGUAUGAGUCAUAUGACCCAAGAAAAGUGCCCCAACAGCAACAAGGCCGACCACCGAUCCACACACAGAUCAAGGACCAGCGGGAGGCCAUAGUGUCGCCAUGGCAGCGGGAGGAGCGGGAAAAGCAGCAGAAGCAGCAGCAGAAUGGGAUGAACCGCCUUAGGGAGAUGGAGAUCGCUGACCUGGAGGCGCGGCCCCAGCGCAGCCAUUUGGAGGAGGAGCGCCUCCGAAAGUUGAAACUGGAUCAGGAGUUCCAGAGACGCCUGGAGGAGGUCCAGGACAAUGAGGAGGAGGAGGACUCAGAUGAUGAGCGAAUUGUGAACCCGCGAAUGUCGAUCCACACGCUGCAGGAGGACCUUGUGAAGAGCCGCCUGAAGCUUGAGGACCAUGAGCAGAAACGCCAGUAUGAGGAGGUUGAGAAGGAGAAGGAGCGAAUGCAGAGGGGGAUAUUAAAAAAGCGACCUGCCUCUCAAACUGAGCCCGAGGAGCCAUUGGUUCCCACGGUGACUGUGCGGGCCGUGUCGAACGGACUGGAGCGACGAAUUGAGAUGUUCGAGCGCGAGAGGGAGGAGCAUCGUCAACGGCAACAGAAGCGGCUGGGGAAACAAGCCCGUGAACAGGAAGAAUAUCUCAGGAAGCAGAAGGAGGCUCGGGAGCAGCACAAGCGUGAGAUUGAGGAGAACCUCCGACAACAGCGCCUCGAGGAGGAGAGAUUGAAGGAGAAGAAACGCCAGGAGGACGAACGCAGACGGGAAAUGGAGCGACAGCGUGCACGAGAGCUGCAGGCCCAAAAGGACGCAGAGGAAGCUAGAGCCCGCGAAGAGAUCAGACGUCAGGAAGAGGAGUACCAGCGACAGCAGUUUGCUGAGCAGGAACGGAGACGACGUGAGGAGGAACGUGAGAUCAGGGUUGCAGAGGAACGCAAACGAUUGGAGGCACUCAACAACCAGCAGAACUUGUACUAUCAGCAAUAUGAAAACCUGCCCCCCCAAGGGUCAUCUAAGACUAUGCCAGAUAGUCGCUAUGGACAGCAAUUUUUACCCAAUCCUCCUGAAAGAGGGUCCUCUUAUAACGUGGGUCGGAAUGAGCAAUACAACAAUGGAGGGUAUAGGGUGAACAACCAAAACCCUCCUUCAACCUUUCGAUCAAGUCAGGAGAACAUCCAGAAAAAGACUGUUUCAUUCAACACCCAGCCUGAGCCCGGUCCUCCACGGAGUCCUGCCACCCAGCAGCCUCCCCAGUCGUCCUACCAGCCGUUCCAGCGAGCAUACAUGCCCCCAGCAGAACAGGCCAGGACCAGUUACUCCCCUUCACAGAGUGUGCCAGUGAGCUCAGUUAGCUCCCCUACUGUGAACAACAACGAUGUGAAAUAUCGCACACAAGAGAACACUCCAACUGUAAUAGGGUCCCAGGAAGUGUAUCGUGACCCAAGGUCGAGAAUUGAGGCCAAGAUGGCGAACAAAAAUAAACAAAAUACGGACAGGUUAUCAUUCAGAGACAAAAUGAAGUUUUUUGCUUCAGAGGCAGGGGAAAAUACACCAAAAGAAAAACCUAAAGCUUCAACAAGUCAGAGACGCAUAGAAUCUCAGCUAUUGUACAAUGGACAAUAAGAAAUGCAGGUUGAUAAUAUUUUGGCUGAAUUUUCUGAUAUGGAGGUCUUGUGAAGUGCUUUGAAUCUGUGUUCAUGAUAUUAUACAGAAAGGAGUUAUGUAAGAUAGGAAUUGAGAUAAGGAUGGACUUUUGGAAGAGAGAGAUUGUUGGACUGGUUUGAUAUUUUGUGGUGAGCUGAGAUAUUUCUUAGACUAUAUUGAACAAAAACCUCAGCAGAAUGGAUUUAUUAGUAUGGCAGGGCUUAAAAAGCGUUUGUUCAGAGCUAGAUGGGUUGUGAUCAUGGAGAACAUUUUAAGCAAUAAAUAUUUAUUGACUAAUUACAUUGAGGAUGGAAAUAAUGUGUAGGGGAGAGGUUUUCAUCCGAAAAGGCAUUUAUAUUCAUGUAUGUGGACAAAAUAGACUGUAUAUUAUCAGUAUAUGUAAAAUGUGUGACAGUAUAGAUGAUAUAGAUUAUAUGCAGUAAGCAUUCCAAUUUUUAAAAGGAAUAUGUGAUAUUUGUAUUGGGUUGUUUUUACUGUCUAAUAUAAAUACAGUUGUCAAUAGUCUACAUUGUGUGAUUAUUGUCAUAGAUGUGUAGGUAUUUUUUUAUACUCCUUGAAUGAUAUGCAUUCAUUUGUAUGGAACAUUAAGCUUGUAGAUAAUGUUUAAGUGUAGAAUGUUCUUAACACAUCUGGGUCUGGUGCAAUAAACAAGCAUUCAGGCCCAGUGUGUCGGGUUGUAAAAUAGUUUUUCCCUCUUUCAAUAAACUAGUUUGAAAUUGUGUAUCAAUACCAACUGUAAGAUAACUCCCUUAGCUAUGAGGUCUCCUGUAAUUCCUCAUGGGUUUUCUCCAAUGCAAACGUCAAGAACAACCAACGUUUAUAAAAGGUUGCAUAUAAGUUUAAACAAAACGUUGCUUCAAAUAAAAAGAAUAUUUUGUCACAAAAGAUGAACACAAACUCCUUUAAUGUAGUUUUAAAAUAUCAAACGAGGUGGUCUAGUAGAAGAAGGUAUCCGCCUCACACCCAAUAAAUCAUAGGUUCAAUUCCCACCAAGGUAACGUCCUUUUGGCAUCUUGAAAAGGGCGCAGUAAUGGUUUCUGACCAGCAAGUGGACACGAGACUGAUCCAUAUCCGCUUUCAGCUUUCUUCACAAUCAAGCAAAAAUUAAUAUAGUAUACACACAAGUAUCUUAGCUGCUGGUAAAUCAUUAUGAUACUGAGUUGGGUAGAUCAUGUAGUAUUUAUUUAUUGAAUAGUUAACUGAUAGAAAAUAGAAAUAUUCCAGUUGAAGCAUUGUGUCACAUUGUUACAUAGAUUUUAAAAUUGUCAUUGUAAUAAAGAGAUUUUGGUGUUGUAAGCGCAUGAUUUGUACACUGUAAAUAGCAUCUGUUAUGUUUUUGUACAGUAACAAAUUAGAUUAUUUUGUAUACAAUUUAAAUGACUAUUUCAUAUCAGAUGUUAAUACAUUAUCAUUGUAUGUACACAUUACUGGAAAAUCUCAGUUUACAUUUUAAUCUAUAAUUUUAUAUUAUUAUCAAUAUUUUCUAUUCCACUGUUGGCUUCAAAGGACAAGCAUAAUGUUACAUUAUCAGGUCAAACAUUUGAAAUAUAGAGAUACCUUGUACAUUGUUCAUUCAAAUCAAACUCAAAGUGAAGAUUUGAUUUUAUAUGGCCAUAUGUAAGUAUAUCAAACCCAUAUCACUGUUUUCUGUUGUCUCUAUGUUAAGGUAUUUGAUGUACAGUAUUGUGAACUGUGGACGCCUGCUGAACCCAUAUUAUCAUGGUAUCAUUUGGAAGGGUUUAAUCUGUAAAGGAAGAGUUAUGUGAAUAAUAUAGUAAUAAAAAAUACUGCAAACACGCUGUUUUGACUUUACAAGAUUUAAAAAUUGGUCACUUCACUACUGAUAAAAGUUGAAAUAAAGAACAAAAAUACAAACAUUAUUAUAAAUGUGUUUUCAGCAAAAACAAAUUACAUAUUAGUUAUGUGUAAGAAAGACCCUAAUUAUAUGGGUUCACCAGGCAUCGGAAAUUUAACAUUACGGCCGAUGUGGCGACGAGAUGACAAGUAUAUUUGUAUAAUGGCUACCCUACCAUACCAUGUGAAGCAUGAUAGAACCACUGUAUAUUGUCAUAUCUUUAAGCAUUUACCUACAUUGAUAGCUGGUCUAACAUUGAAUAUCCUUAUACUUCCUUAUACUUUUUGGUCAAACAAUAUCAGUUUAUAGAAGUGAUUUAUUAUCAUAUCCACCAUAUUUACAUCAUCAUUUCACGAACUCCGAAAAAUUGAUCAAAUAUGUCUUAAAUAUAUCCAGGAUAUUUAAUAGAGCGUCCUCUUAGUGCAAUAAUGCAAUAACUGCAUAAUUAUACAGAUAGAAGCAGAUAUUGCGUUCUUGCACCAAGGUGACGACUGAGGUACUUCAGGAAUAACAGUUUUCAUGUUUUCAUUAUAUCGGACCUUUGUACUGUUUGCUUACAAUGGAAAACAUAGUGGAUACAUUAAUACUCGGGAUAGUAUCGAUUGCUAUAAUUAUACUACACUGGACAGAGAAUGUUACACAAGUGAUAUAAGUAUGGUUGAUUAUCAAGAGUGCCUUAUGAAAAACUCAUAUGAGACAUAUCAAAAUAUUUGUUUCAUUGUGCACAAUUUUUUAUACACCAAUAAUUAUGUUUUUCUGUCAGUCAACUGCAGCUUUUGAUGGUUGUUUAUUACAGAAAUUGUAUUAUUAGAAGUCUGUGCCUAGACUCUCUUUAUGUGUGAGUUGUGAUCUGUUGACUGUUACGCUACUGUGUACAUGUAGAGGGCCUGCCCCAAUCUUUUGAAGCCAGAUACAUUACAAUAAUAUAUUAAACAUA
Messenger RNA from Mya arenaria, 9610 nucleotides. RefSeq names its product afadin-like. Gene Ontology annotation, molecular function: protein binding. The record is from RefSeq and is a predicted model, not a curated record. The coding region runs from base 153 to 6776 and encodes 2207 amino acids. NCBI's taxonomy places the organism in Eukaryota, Metazoa, Mollusca, Bivalvia, Myida, Myidae. The transcript is spliced from 27 exons. Gene Ontology annotation, biological process: signal transduction.